This is a messenger RNA of Besnoitia besnoiti, 1290 nucleotides long. Its product is annotated as putative 3-ketoacyl-CoA reductase. The record is from RefSeq and is a predicted model, not a curated record. The transcript has 7 exons. The coding region runs from base 1 to 1290 and encodes 429 amino acids. Gene Ontology annotation, molecular function: oxidoreductase activity. Lineage: Eukaryota; Apicomplexa; Conoidasida; Eucoccidiorida; Sarcocystidae.
AUGGGUCUGUUCUGCUGCGAGUGCGCCAAGGCGCUCAACAGCCGGCUGCAGGCCGUCGUCGGCGAGUGCCCCGUGGUGCAUCUGACUGUGACUGUGCUGGGGAUGCUUUUUCUUCUCCGGAAGACUCUCUGCCUCACUUACCGCCUCGUCAAGACGCUGUGCUCGCGGAAAUUCGACUUGCGUAGGUGCGGCGAGUACGCAGUCGUGACAGGCGCCACGGACGGCAUCGGGAAGGCGUUGGCCGUCGCCCUGGCGAAGAAGGGCUUCAAAAUCUUUCUCAUCUCGCGAAACCCGGAGCGUCUCGCACAGACAGAGCUCGAGCUGCACGCAGCGGUGCCGAGUUUGAAGGGCGUCAAGAGCCUGGCCGUCGACUUCUCGCAGGGCACCACGGAGAGUCUCUUUGCGCAGCUCGACGCGGCCCUGAAGGGUCUCGACAUCGGCGUCCUCGUCAACAAUGUCGGCGUGUCCUAUCCGCAUGCGAUGUUCUACAACGAGCUCGAUCUGCAGACCCUCGAUCAGCUUAUCAGCGUGAACGUGCGCUCAACGCUGGUGACGACGCGCGUGGUGUACCCAGGCAUGGCGGAGCGACGUCGCGGCGCCAUCAUCUGCGUGGGCAGCGGAGCUUCUGAAAUCGCCAGCGACCCUCUCUACUGCGCGUACUCCGCCACGAAGGCUGCCGCCGAGUCCUUCUGUCGCUCGCUCCAGCCCGAGUGCGCAAGCAAGAACAUCCUCGUCCAGUGCCACGUGCCUCUCCUGGUCACGACAAAGCUGUCAAAAAUGAGGCAGGCGAGCAUGACGACUCCCAGCACUGAGACGUACGCGAAGCACGCUGUGGCGGUGAUUGAGAACGGCAGGUUCGACGGGCCGACUACGAUCUCGCCGUACUGGGUGCACCGCUCCAUCAUCUGCCUGUCGAACGCCAUCCCGUCCAAGCUCUGGGAAGCGUUCUACCUUCCUCGGUGUCUCUCGAUUCGCAGGCGCGCGCUGAAGAAGAAGGAACAGCAGGUACGUAGAAAAAGCAGAGAGGAGACUCGGGAGGUGCGCUCCACGCCCCAGCAACGCCCCACCGGAGUAUGCGGGGGAUGGGCUUCGAAGCUGGGAGAUCUGCACGAACUCGCCCGAAGACGGGUGGAGCCAGAGGAACCGCCCCCACUCGCGCAUGCAAAAUCGUGCACAUGUGCUGGCUGCUGUCCCGCAGGCCGAGGCCAAGAAGGAACUGUGAAAAGUGUGUGCGAGAAGAAGUUUCUGGGAAAGAUCCACAGUUUUCGCCGACAUCCGGCGAUGAUGUGA